GAUGAGUUUCAUUUCACCAAAAGAGGAAGAAAUACUUUUGUGUGGCUAGAUUUAAUUUCCGUCAGUUACUACCCUCCCAAUCACUCACUAGCCUAUCCCUGGGACUUCCCAUUGCUGCUAUAACAAAAUCAAAAUUAGACACCAAGAACUAUUUCCAUGUGGGUAGUUACAAAAAGAGGAGCAAUAUACUAAACAACUUGAAUUUUCUUCUUAUUUUGUCAGCAAAAACAUCUACUCAAGUAAGGCUUGCAAAUAUUCAAGAAUAAAAAAGAGCAACUGAACUUCUCUCCAUGAGCAAUUGUUUCUGUAGUGCCUCAGGACCUGUUAGACUGGAAAAGUUCUGGAACCAGAGGUUUGGAGAGGAUAAAUCACUUUCUUAGAGUCAUAGAGCUAGAAUGCUUUCAGAAGCAUAUCUCUUUGGAAUUGCCUACUGGUCUGACAACCAUCUAACUUAUACUCCUAAUGAUGAGCAAGUUGCUGAGGAAAAGACAAUAGAGAUGAACUCAACUGGUAGUAUCUCCUGUUUAUCUGCAGAUGAAGCACAAGACAAAAGUCUUCACUGGAGAUGCAAACCUCCUGGAAAUUUUAUUGCAUCAAUCUGUUCAGGAGAAAGUCAACAUAACAGGAAGCAAAAAGUGACAGUGCUGGAAUCAAGUCACAAUUCUCUCCUUGAAUGGCAAACUUCUGCUGGGGUUGAAGACUGUGGAGAUUCCAAUAUAAGUAGAGAAACCUAUUUAGUUCCUCCUUCUUGUAAAAGUAUUUGCAAGAAUUAUAAUGAUUUACAUAUUGCUGGGGGCCAAGUCAUGGCCAUCAAUUUAACUGCAGCAGAUUCUACUUUGGAGAGCAGCUUUGAAUUUGGCCCACUAUUGAAAUCUUCAGAAAUUCCUUUGCCAAUGGAGGAUUCUAUCUCAACUCAAUUGAGUGAUUUGCCUUGUAAACCCCUUCAAAGACACUCAUCUUACUGGAGAAUAACUAGCAUCAAGGACAAAAGUAUUAUACCACUUCAGAAGCCUCUUUCUAAUGCCAUGCUGAAUGAAUAUUUGGAGCAGAAAGUAAUGGAAUUAUAUAAACAGUAUUUCAUGGACACUGUAUUUCAUGAAAGUUCUCCUAUUCAGAUUCUGGGCUCAGAGCUCAUCAUGACAAGUGUGGAUCAAAUCAGCCUACAGAUAUCUCGGGAGAAAAACUUAGAAGCCGUGAAGGCUAAGGAUAUGGUUAUUAACUGCCUUUUACGACUAGUAUCCACUGAAAUCAGUACCCCUAGUCUGCAUAUUUCCCAAUAUAGCAAUGUGAAUCUAUGAAAAAGAUAUAUUGAUUCCUCUUACAAUCAAAUUCAAAGCUGUAUUUCAUUUUUUUUUUUUUUUGAAAGAAGGAAAAAGGUAUUAGGAGUGUAUGGUUCAAGUCAUAGAGUAGUUACAUAUAAUGUGUCUCAGAUGUGGAAUGAAGGACAAAACAGGAUGACAAUAAAAUGUAGAAAGAAUGCCAGGAAAACAUAAUGAACCAUUAAAAAAAAAAAACAAACAAACAAGUACAGCAGCUUAAACAAGAUAAAGACAACUGAAUAAAAGAAAAAAUAAAUGUCAAGCUUGUGUAAUAUUUCUAGAGAAGAAUAAUAAGUCAGUGAUCAAAGGAAAACAAAAAAGAAAGUGUUCUUAGUUUUUAAAUUAAAGGAUUAUCUGUAUUUUGCCCAGGAAAAUUUUCUGGUGGGAAGGGGGUAUAAUAGAGGGUAUUGAUGAGUAUUGAAAAGUAUAGAAAACUGCUAGGAUAGGCAUAGGUUAGUACUAUUGUAAAAAAGAGAGAGAGAGAGAAAGAAAAAAAGAAAAGAAAAAAAGAAAAAAGAAUAGGAAAAAAAAACAUUCCUGGGCAGAUAUAAGUUUUCUAAAUUAUUAGAAUGGGCAUAUUUAUACUUGUGCUUGUGUUUUUAUUAUUUUUCCUAUUUCUAUCAGAAAAUCAUUUAAAGUGCUAGAACUUUUCUUUUUGAUGAAGGGAAAUUUCUGGGGUUUUCCCCUUCUAUAUGGAUAAUUACUUAGGCACAAGCAUACAAAUAAGUCAUGUUCCCACAUCUACCAAGUCUCUAAAAAAAAAAAAAAAAAAAAAGAUUAUCAAAAAGUGAAAGAAACUAUGCAAAUCUGAAACUUCAAUUUGACUUUGAUAAGCUGAAAUAGCCCCCAGAAAUCAGGUAGUCUCUUAUUCCCAUUUCAUAGAUAAGAUAACUGAAGCCUGGAAAGAUUCAAAGACUAGCUUACACAGGUGACAGAAUUCACACACAGUGUAGAAUUUGGAUUCAAACCUUUGACACCAGAUUGGCUUAGUAAUAUUUUUAUUAAAGAAUAUAACAGGUUCUAUUUCUCAUUUUUGUCUCCUUGAAAGCCACACACACACACACACACACACACACACACACACACACUUCCUUAAAUCCUGCAGGAUCCACAACCACUUUUCUUUGUUAGAUUAUGGAUUCUAAGAUUAGGGAUAUCCUUGAUUGUUUAUGUCAGACUUUGUGAUAUAUAAUUACUAAUUUUUUUAACAAACAUAAAAUCUUGUAUAAUGAUAAUAAUGGUUUGAUGUGCAAUCUGUAUCUGAAAUAUUAAAGAAAUGUGAUGUAUCUGUGA
Molecule: messenger RNA, 2612 nt
Organism: Antechinus flavipes (yellow-footed antechinus)
Lineage: Eukaryota; Metazoa; Chordata; Mammalia; Dasyuromorphia; Dasyuridae
Gene: TASL
Product: TLR adaptor interacting with endolysosomal SLC15A4
Exons: 3
Coding region: 396-1298 (300 amino acids)
Biological process (GO): regulation of toll-like receptor signaling pathway
Source: RefSeq, a predicted model, not a curated record